This is a messenger RNA of Colletotrichum orchidophilum, 1131 nucleotides long. Its product is annotated as peptidase family M28. The coding region runs from base 1 to 1131 and encodes 376 amino acids. The transcript is spliced from 4 exons. NCBI's taxonomy places the organism in Eukaryota, Fungi, Ascomycota, Sordariomycetes, Glomerellales, Glomerellaceae. Gene Ontology annotation, biological process: proteolysis. Gene Ontology annotation, molecular function: metalloexopeptidase activity. The record is from RefSeq and is a predicted model, not a curated record.
AUGCUCUUCAACUCUCUCCUCGCGACCCUUUUGGUUCCCAUGGUCGCCGGUUCGUUUGUCGAGCCCCGUGAUCCGAACAAGCUAUUUACACUGGAGAUCGCCCCAGGUGAGACUGUCACCGUCACGGAGGAGGAGAAAUGGGAAAUGAUGGACAAACGCAUCCACUUCUUCGACAUCACAGAAUGGUCCGAUAUCCCAGCCGUCACCCCCUCCGCCGACUUCAAGCUCCUCGCGGCCCUCCCCUUCCCGACGGAGAUGAACCAGACGUGCCACGUCAACGCCCUGAUCCCGAAGCUGAGCAAGGACAAUAUGCGCGCGCAUCUCGAGCGCUUUUCGUCCUUUCACAAUCGGUACUACCUCUCCAAGACGGGCGUUGAGUCCGCCGAGUGGCUGUACGGGCAGAUCAGCGCCGUUCUGGACGUCGCGGGACACCCGACGGCCAACAUCCGCUAUGUGCGCCACGUCGCGUGGUCGCAGCCUAGUAUCAUUGUGACGAUUCCCGGACGUAACCAGCGGACUGUUGUGUUGGGCGGGCAUCUCGAUUCUGUUAUUUCUGGAGACCGUGGCGCCGGUCGUGCGCCAGGUGCUGAUGACAAUGGCUCUGGCUCGGUCAUGAUUCUCGAGGUCCUGCGUGUCCUUCUUUCCGACCCGCGCAUCGCGUCUGGCGAUAUCCUCAACACCCUAGAGUUCCACUGGUACGGUGCCGAAGAGGCCGGUCUGCUCGGAAGCCAGGACAUCUUCACCCAAUAUCGCGCCUCCAGCCGCCAGGUCGUGUCGAUGCUGCAGCAGGACAUGGUUGGCUACGUCGGCCGCGACGGCGUUGAGAGGUUCGGCGUCGUCACGGACUGGGUAGACCUCGACCAGGUUGCGUUCAUGAAGCGCGUCAUCGAUACUUAUACCGAUAUACCCUAUGAGGAGACUGUUUGCGGAUAUGCCUGCUCCGAUCACGCCUCUGCCAAUCGUAAUGGCUAUCCGUCGUCCUUCAUCUUUGAGACGCCUUUUGGGAACCAUAACCCCUACAUCCACACAUCCAAUGAUACGAUGGAAUAUGUAUCAUUCGAUCACGUUUUGCAGCACGCCAAGAUGGCGACGGGAUACAUCUAUGAAUUGGCUUACUGGGCCUUUACCUAG